CUCUCCUCCUUCUCAUCCUUUUUGUUUUCCCCUUUUCUGCUGAGAACCCAACCAAAUAAACUCCUCUUGGAUGAUUCCAAUGAAGAUAGAUAUGGUUCAUUUGGGAGUGGUAGCGAUGGCGAUGGUUGGGGUGGCAGCAACUGGAAUUUGGGUUUGCAAUCUAAGAAAGGGAACCGAUUUGAAUUGCAUAAACAACCCUUAUUCCUUUUUCUCAUCGGACCCAACAGAAUCGAAAUUCCCAUCUUGACUUUACCGCAGCUGCAAUCUAUGCUCGAUGGUAUCGAUUCCCAGCUACAGAACUCAUCUAACUAGUCAACAUUGUCGGACACUCGGACCCAUUCCUCUCAGUGGCAGGGACAGCGCUCUCUUUUCCAGGAUUCGCACGGUGCUUCGGCUUCUUCGGUGGACGGUGGAUAUUGUUGCAGGGUGGGUUUUUCUAGGAGUUGUGGUGAGGAGUCUUCUGGGAGCUGGAGGGAAGAGGGACGAGAUCUGGGUUGGGGGAACCUGGAAAUCAUCGUCGUCAUUGUUGAUUUGUGCUAGUACUUACAGUUUAGUUGCAAUUUUGUGCAAUUUUGCGCAAUUUUGAUUUGUGCAAUUUUGUUGUUCUGGCAGGAGGAUUGAAGGUUGAAAUUGUGCUUGGAAAUUCUAGUAGUUAGUUGCAAUCAGUGUGAAGUUUGAAUUCGAUAUGAAUAUUUUUCUGAUUUUUAUGAGUUUUUAGAGAAUUUUUGGGUCCUGUAAUCGUAUCCUAUGAUUUGUUCAAGAAAAUUUCAAUUUUUGU
Messenger RNA from Rubroshorea leprosula, 778 nucleotides. NCBI's taxonomy places the organism in Eukaryota, Viridiplantae, Streptophyta, Magnoliopsida, Malvales, Dipterocarpaceae. The record is from the annotation of a GenBank genome assembly.